UUUAGAACUUAGUUGCAUCGGAACACGAGUCCCUUUCAAGAUGACAGAGCAAAUCCUGGGCGCCGCACCGCCGCCAGGCGGAGUGACACCGAAUUUCGAUCACCCGGAAGAUGUCUUGGCCACUAUCAAUUUGGUUUCGGGGAUACUGGGGAUUGCGUUGAUGGCUCCUUUUGUGAUCGGGCGGAUCUUUAUCAAGGUACAUAUUCUGAAGAACAUGGUACUGGAAGACUAUAUUUGCGUAGUAGCUUGGUUACUUGCCACUGGAUAUUUCUUAACUGGGCUAUUCAUGGGUAAACAUGGAGGAGGAAAUCACGAGUGGGAAGUAACGAAGGAGAAUAUGGUGGGCUUCCAACAGGCCUUAUAUGCAGACACAAUAGUGUAUGGCCCUGCAGCCUGGACAACUAAGACAACUCUCCUCUUGAUCUUUGCUCGAGUGUUUUCGCCGUUCAGGAAGACGGUUCUGUUUAUAUACGUCUUCAUUGGUCUGAUGUUCUGCUACUACUUCCCGGUAAUGAUCAUCAAGAUCAGGGUGUGCACGCCAAUUGAAGGACUUUGGAAUCCAGACAUACAUGCGGAGUGUAUCAACCAGUCCCAGCUAUUCUGGACGGACACGAUCAUGAGCGCUGCUACCGACUUCGUGAUCUUGGUGCUCCCUAUUCCAUUGGUAUGGUCAUUACAAAUCACGCUGAAGAAGAAAAUGAAGAUCUCUGCCUUACUUGGAGCAGGAGGCAUUGCGACUGGAGCAAGUAUCGUGAGAUUGAUCCUAGUCUUUCAGCCAAACAGUUUCGCAGACGAGACAGUUUCCUUUGUGCGAUUCAAUCUUCUCGGCGUGGCCGAAAUUGGCAUCGGCAUAAUAUGUGCCUGUAUACCGGCCUUCAACGUCCUUUUCACUAGGUGGAAGACCGAAUACGGCUCUCGAAAUUCAAGAAAAACAGAAUUCAGCGCCGAGGUGAAGCUAUCGAGACUCAGAAGUUCAAACAGAGGGAUAAGAGUAGUCACCAAUCCGCUCAGCAGGUCGCAGUCGAGUUACAUCGAAGUCGGAUCUCCAAGAGAUACUCUGUUCUCGCAAUCGCAGAAGACGCUGAAGAGUCAAUUGAGUGUGGAUGCUAUGAAUAGACAUACAAUAAGCGUGGAAGGAGGUGGGUAUGAUAAUAAUGGAGUUAGGGAGUUUCAGAGGGUACAUGAGUGGAUGCAACGGCCGUAUGUUUCUGAUAGUGAGGUUGGGAGAGCUGCUUAAUG
Molecule: messenger RNA, 1239 nt
Organism: Mollisia scopiformis
Lineage: Eukaryota; Fungi; Ascomycota; Leotiomycetes; Helotiales; Mollisiaceae
Exons: 7
Coding region: 41-1237 (398 amino acids)
Source: RefSeq, a predicted model, not a curated record